Messenger RNA from Phragmites australis (common reed), 1185 nucleotides. RefSeq lists its product as uncharacterized. The transcript has 3 exons. The record is from RefSeq and is a predicted model, not a curated record. The coding region runs from base 1 to 1185 and encodes 394 amino acids. Lineage: Eukaryota; Viridiplantae; Streptophyta; Magnoliopsida; Poales; Poaceae.
AUGGAUUCGUCGUCGUCCGAUGACGAUGGUGAAUUCAUUGUUGCUGCAGCCAACCUAGCACGCAAGCAAUAUCAAGUUGUCAAUGCGCCACGGCCUGGUGGUUCGGUCCCUGGUCAUCAAAUCAUCAAUCGCGACAGACAAGAAGGGCAUUGGAGGCUAUUCCGAGACUAUUUCUCGGACGAUUCUACCUACGGCCCGACGUUCUUUAGGCGCAGGUUUAGAAUGAGGCGAUCUCUCUUUUUGCGCAUAAUGCAUGCUGUAGAGCAUCAUGAUGACUAUUUUGUCCAAAGGAGAAAUGCAGCUGGACAACUUGGGUUAAGUGCUUUACAGAAGAUUGCUGCAGCAUUCAUAAUGCUAUCUUAUGGAGUUCCGGCGGAUGCUAUUGAUGCCCAGGUUCGUAUUGCAGAAAGUACCAUUAUAGAGAGUCUGAGAAGGUUUGUCAAAGCUGUUAUUGAUGUAUUUGGGGAUGAGUAUUUGAGAGCACCAAAUGAGAAUGAUACUGCUAGACUACUUGCAAUAGGGGAGGAAAGAGGUUUUCCGGGUAUGUAUACCGGCCAUGUGCGUGAGCCCACAAUCAUUCUAGAAGCCGUUGCUUCAAAAGAUCUAUGGAUUUGGCAUGCUUUUUUUGGUUUACCUGGAUCUCACAAUGAUAUCAAUGUGCUUCAACGUUCCCCACUCUUUGCGAAGUUAGCAGAAGGGCAAGCUCCAAAGGUGAACUACACCAUUAAUGGUCACAAUUAUACAAUGGGAUAUUAUCUUGCUGACGGUAUCCCUCCAUGGGCCACCUUUGUGAAGACCAUUCAGAAGCCACAAGGCAAUAAGAGAAAAUAUUUUGCCAAAGCACAAGAAGCAGUUAGGAAGGAUGUGGAAAGAGCUUUUGGAGUUCUGCAAUCUCGUUUCGCCAUUGUACGUGGUCCUGCUCGUUUUUGGGACCAGGAUAUACUUGGCCAAAUAAUGACCGCUUGUGUUAUCAUGCACAACAUGAUCAUUGAAGAUGAGCGAGGUGAAACACAAGACUUACAAUUUGAUGGCUUAGGAGAAACUGUGACACCAUCCCAUAAACGCACACCAGAACUACAUGAGUUCAUUCAAACUUAUCAUGACAUCACAGACAAGGAAACUCACUCUCAGCUUCAAGCAGAUCUAAUCGAGCACCUCUGGCAACGUCAUGGAGAUCAGUACUAA